CUGCCGUUUGUGCCAUACCCCCUCUCCCGCCAUUCAGCCCAGCCCGUGACCACCCAACUGAGGGGACUCCGCCCUGGACAAAGACUGCUGCUAGGGAGACCCAUGUGUGACCCUGACACAGGCGUCCUGGUGCCCAUUUUAGCUGUGACCAUCCACCCUCAGACUGGGCUGGUGUACCCCCUGGGAGGUGUGCAUGUGUGCCCCCUCACCCGACUGCCCCAGCCCAUCCAGGUGGGCUCUCCCAUGUUGGACCCCAUGACAGGAAAUGUGGUGCUGACUGCCGGAGUCAGUCUAGAUCCAAUAACAGGAGCGGUGCUUCCAGUAGGCGGCCUCCUCCUGGGUGAGUCCUUCAUCGAGCCCCUGAGCAGCAUGGUGGUCCGGGUGUGCGGCGGUAGCAUCCGGGCUGGGAAGCUGGUGCCUCAUGCCGGGGGGUUCCAGGCUCUACUGAACAGCCAGACUCUGGUUGCCCGUAUCCGCCUGGUGGAGCUUCUGCGUGGGCUCAGAGAGGACUGGGGUUCUGGGGAGAUGGGUUUGCGGGGUCUGCAGGCCCGGAGGAAGGAGACUGAGCUGGGACGGAUCCAGGCUGCAGCCAAGGAGUUGGAGCAGGCCUGGGGGAAAGGGCUACACUGUCACCUGCAGCUGCUGAGCCGGCUGGAGACCCUGCUGGACUGGGCCUGGGGCGUUGCCCAAGAUGGUGGCGUCCAAGGAGAAAUCCAUCUCCCUGGUGCUGAUCUGUCCCUGCCGGCACUGCCUGGGUUGGAGUAUCCUGAUCCACAGGGCUCUGGCCUAACGGUCCCCAUCCUGGGGGCUCAAAUGGACCCUGUGUCAGGACUCACUGUCCCCCUGGCUGGAACCAUGGAGGACCCAGAUGGCAAAGGACUAGUUGCGAUUCGUUUCGGGGCCCUGACAGUGGACCCUGUAACAGGAGUGCUGGCUCCUGUUGUGGGGGUUCGCCUGGAUGUGUCCAGACAGACUGUUGUGCCUGUAACUGCUUCAUACUGCCUGGCUCUGGGAGAUAAUACUGACAGUGUGCUGGUGGAGGCCCUGCGGAAGGAGUGGUGUCUGAGGAACAGGUACUGGAAAGAGGAGAAACAGAAGGAGGAGGAGCUGCUAGGGGAUCUGGAUGCGGCUCUGCAGCACUGUGUCCUGGUGGCCAAUCAGGAGGACUCUGAGCAGGCCCACUGGGUGGACACUGAGAGGCAGCUGAGGGAGGUUGCAGCGGAGCUUCAUGAGGCUGGCCAGUCAGAAGCCCAGAGGAGAGCCUCCCAGCUCUCAGACCUGUCUCUGCUCCUGCCUCCUCACGUUCUGCUCAUCCUCACUCAAGGUGAUGAUAAGGAGUGGGAGCAGCAGUGCUGCUGGCAGACAGAGCUGGUGGCUGGGCUGGACAGGGUGAACGUGUGCGUGGAGAAACUGCAGCAGGACCAGGAAAGAUGGACAGCACAGAGAGGAGAGCAGACGCCAUCAAUCCAUGUCAUGGAUGGGAAACUGAGACAGAGAGAAAUAUGGGAGCAGCUUAACUCCAGGCAGGCAGAACUAGACGCUGCUCUUAUAGCGCUGCGUUGUGUCCGAGAACUCUGCCAGCUCCGUGCAGAUACAGCGCAGUCUGUGUUAUCAGGUUCCUUCUGGUACAAGGAGUUUGGGCUGGCCAGGCUGAUGGUCCCCAGUAACCCUCUGAAGGUGGUGUCGUUGACCCAGCAGAAAGCUGUGCCUCUCCUGGAGCGACUCAUUCAGCUACUGGAGGAGAACAAACAGCCAAGUCUCUCCCCGAGCACCUACCACCAGUGCAUCUCUGGUGUGUCAACAAAACAGACGUUUGGAUUGGAGACAUGUUCUCGUGCAUGGACAGAGUCCGUGCCUGUGGUUAAAGUGAGAGAUGUCUAUGAAGGAAUCUCCACCCAGUCUCUGAGAGAACCAAUGAAAGCUCAGCCUCAGGACCAGGAUUCUAAGGGCCCCAGUGUCCCCCAGCCCAGUCCUACUCACUCACAGACAGCUCACAGAAAAACUGCAAUCUCUGACAUACACUCACAAGAGGGCCAGCCUAUGAAAGAAUCUGUUCAGCAGUCACAUGUCUGUGUCCCCACACUGUCAGAGGGGGAGUGGGAUAAACUGCUGGAGCUCUCCCCACUCUUCCAGCUUCUAAAGGGUGUGGAGAGGAAGCUGAGGGGCCCAGCGCGAGAUGCAGGGCUUCUGAGGGGGGAGCUCGACGGCGGAGCGAGCUCUUUUAUUGACUAUCUGGAUGCACAGUGGGAGUGUGAAGGAGAGCUGCUCCUUCUUGACCCACAUCAUCUUAAUCCCAGAGAGUUCCUGGUCUACCACCAUGGACUAUUCCUACUGCAAACGCUACGUACUCUCGAACUGAUGCUGCAAGCGUGUCUGGGUGAGCUAUUCGAGGCCCGGCUAGGGAGUUCCUCAAUGGGUAUGGAAUGUACUGCUCCACAGAGCUCCAUGCCAUGGGACUCCCACCCCACCUCCCUGCUGGAGGGGCUUCAGAGGCCCAGUCGGGGGCUCCUUUCACAGGAAGAGGUGGAGGGACUCCUGCAGAAGCACAGGGAGGAUUUGGUGUUCCUCCAUGUUGAAAGGCUGUUAAGAAAGAAGAGCUUGGGGCUCCGAACCAUGGAAGUGCGUUACAAAGCCCAGGAGGAAAAUACUGAUCAAGCUCAGUGAUUCUCAACCAGGGGGGCUUAUGACAUGAUUUAGGGGUCCCUUGAUUUUGGGAAAGCAUUUUAGUAAGCGUCGGAACGGCAAAUGUUGAGAGCCCAAUUGAGAGUACAAUUCAUGAUGGCUGAUCUGCUUGGGAAAAACACAGUUGUGUAUGGACUGGCAACUGAUGAAAGACCAAAACGUUCUCCUUGGAAGUGUGACGGGGAGCUUCUUCAUGCACACACACACCAAUCCUUUUACAAUCUGUAUACAACCUGACCGUGACGUCACAAAAGACAUCAGACUGACAUCACUGCAACCAGGUUUGCCCACUGGGACUAGAAUGCUGGGAGGGUGGUGCAGGAGGUGUCCCUCAAUCCUAUGUGUGUUGAGAUAAAAAAAAUGUAGGAUCAUCAGUUGCUGUUGUCAGUUACAGGCACAAUCUGUGAUAUUUCCUGCUGUUCAAUGGUCAUAUCAAUGAGUACCAAUUGGUUCUUGAGGAAUAUAACUUAUAAAUAAAUGCCUUAUGAACUUCGUGUAACUGCAUUAUUCUAUCAUAAUCCAGAAUAUAGGUUGCAAUGCUCUAUGUUUUUGCUUUUUUUUGUCAUCUUAGUUUUUGUUAACAAUAAUUGUAGAAUUUAAAGAAAUGUGUAUGUUUAAAACUAUCAUAUCAAUCUUUUUGAUAACCCUUGUAUCCAUAGCUGAGUGUAUGAAUUUGACAGUGGUUGCAUUUCUUCAGUUCCACCUCCCUGCUUAAAUGGCGGCGGCUGCUGUUGGGCUGAAACAUUGUGGUGUUAAAAUCUAGAUUGUAGAAGAGGUUUUGAGUUUUAGGAAAUUGGUAUACAUUGACACGGGACACUGUAGGAGGACAGAUACGUCUUAAAACCUUUUCAAAAAUCUAAGACUGAUUUAUAAACUUUUUGCAAUGAUCAGUCUGUACUUUUGAUGUAAACCGUUAUGCCUGUAUUGCUUGUAUCAACAUUUCUAUGUCUCAAAUGUGCUUGGAAAUAAACAAACAAAGACCAUGAA
Messenger RNA from Salvelinus namaycush (lake trout), 3669 nucleotides. RefSeq lists its product as uncharacterized. The record is from RefSeq and is a predicted model, not a curated record. NCBI's taxonomy places the organism in Eukaryota, Metazoa, Chordata, Actinopteri, Salmoniformes, Salmonidae. The coding region runs from base 103 to 2664 and encodes 853 amino acids. The transcript is spliced from 16 exons.